Molecule: messenger RNA, 2788 nt
Organism: Archocentrus centrarchus (flier cichlid)
Lineage: Eukaryota; Metazoa; Chordata; Actinopteri; Cichliformes; Cichlidae
Gene: unc5a
Product: unc-5 netrin receptor A
Exons: 16
Coding region: 1-2712 (903 amino acids)
Biological process (GO): anterior/posterior axon guidance; netrin-activated signaling pathway
Cellular component (GO): membrane
Molecular function (GO): protein binding; netrin receptor activity
Source: RefSeq, a predicted model, not a curated record
AUGCCCUUACUUCUGGGCCCCUUUGUCCGCUGCAGGUUCAGCGCCACGCUCCUUGCGCUCUGGUUCGUCUUCGCUGGCUUCACCUGCACUGGUGGUUCCGAGCAUGCUGCCACAGCAACGCUUCCCGCCGCCUUCUCGGACAUGUUACCUCACUUCUUGGUAGAGCCGGAGGACGAGUACAUCGUAAAGAACAAGCCGGUGACUCUGACCUGCCGCUCCACCCCGGCCACGCAGAUUUACUUCAAGUGCAACGGCGAGUGGGUUCACCAGGAUGACCACUUGAUUGAACGUACUGUUGACCCAGCCACAGCGCUGCCAGUCAUGCGGGUGACAAUCGAAAUUACCAGACAGCAGGUGGAGAAGAUCUUCGGACUUGAUGAGUACUGGUGUCAGUGUGUCGCCUGGAGCACCACUGGAACCCAGAAGAGCCAAAAAGCAUACAUCAGGAUUGCUUACCUGAGAAAGAACUUUGAGGAGGAGCCUCAGGGUAAAGAGGUGGCAUUGGACCAGGAGGUGUUGCUGCGCUGCCAUCCCCCCGAGGGAGUGCCACAAGCCGAGGUGGAGUGGCAGAGAAACGAGGAUGUGAUCGACCCGGCGAGUGACCCCAAUUUUUUCAUCACGCCCGACCAUAAUCUCGUCAUCAAAAAAGCCCGGCUGGCCGACACCGGCAACUACACGUGCGUGGCCAAAAACAUCGUUGCUCGCCGCAAAAGCACCUCUGCCGCGAUCCUUGUCUAUGUCAACGGUGGCUGGUCCACGUGGACCACCUGGUCGUCCUGCAGUGCUGUGUGUGGGCGUGGCUGGCAGAAGAGGAGUCGGAGCUGCACCAACCCCACGCCACUGAAUGGAGGCACAUCCUGUGAGGGGCAGAACGUCCAGAAAAGUGCCUGUGUGGCCACCUGUCCAGUGGACGGAGGAUGGAGCGAGUGGAGCAAGUGGUCAGCAUGUGGCGCAGACUGUUCGAUGUGGAGGAGCAGAGAGUGCACCCAGCCCUCACCUGGCACAGGGGGCAAAGACUGCCAGGGGCUUGAUCUCCAGUCUCUCAACUGUACCAGCGAGCAGUGUCCACAGACCGUGAGUGGAGCCGAGGACGUGGCGCUCUACGUGGGCAUGGUGGCCGUGGCCCUGUGUCUGACCCUGCUGCUCAUUGUGGUCGUCCUGGUCUACAGGCGCAAGAAGGAGGGCCUGGAUGCCGACGUGGCCGACUCCUCCAUCCUCACCACUGGCUUCCAGCCCAUGGGCAUCAAGCCCAGCAAGCCAGAGAACUCCCAUUUGCUCACCAUCCAGCCUGAUCUAACCACCACCACUACCAGUUACCAGGGCACCCUGCGCUCUCGCCACGAUGCCACUGGGAAGUUUUCAAUGACCAACGGGCCUCUGCUGGACCCGCUCCCUAAUGGCUCGCACACCCUCCACAACGGCAAGCUCAACUCAGAUGCUGCAGAGUUUGUGAGCAGGCUGUCCACCCAGAGUUACUUUAAAACACUGCCCCGUGACGUGGCUAACGCCUCCUAUGGGACCUUCAACUUCCUAGGUGGGAGGCUGACUAUCCCCAACACAGGAAUCAGUCUGCUCAUUCCUCCUGAGGCCAUCCCCAGAGGAAAGAUCUAUGAGAUUUAUCUCACUGUUCAGAGGAAGGAAGAUUUAAGGUUACCCCUGGCCGGCUGCCAGACCCUCCUCAGCCCCAUUGUGAGUUGUGGCCCUCCGGGGGUGGUCCUGAGCCGGCCGGUUAUCCUCAGCAUGGACCACUGCUUUGACGCAUGCCUGGAUAACUGGGCCGUGCGCCUUAAGAAGCAGAACUAUGAAGGCGCUUGGGAGGAUGUCCUGUUGAUGGGAGAGGAGCUGGUGUCAGACCCUUAUUACUGCCAGCUCGAGGCCGAGACGUGCCGGCUGUUCUCGGAGCAGCUGGGUACAUUCGCCCUUGUGGGCGAGUCCCUGCACAUGGGCGCAGCCAAGCGCCUGAGGCUGGUGCUCUUCUCGGACGCUUACUGCUCCACGCUGGAAUACAACAUCAGGGUGUACUGCAUGGACGACACGCAGGACGUCUUCAAGGAGGUGAUGCAGAUGGAGCGGCAGCUCGGGGGUCGGCUGAUCGACGAGCCUCACGUCCUGCUUUUCAAAGACAGCUACCACAACCUGCGCCUGUCCAUCCAUGACAUGCCCCAGGCGCACUGGAGGAGCAAGCUGCUAGCCGGCUACCAGGAGAUUCCGUUCUACCACAUCUGGAAUGGUUCCCAGCGGUACCUGCACUGCACGUUCACACUGGAGCGGCUCAGCCUCAGCACCUGCGAGCUCACCUGCCAGCUGUGUGUGUGGCAGGUGGAGGGGGAGGGACAGAGCUUUAGCCUCGACUUUAACAUUGCCAAGGACACUCGAGCGGUGGACUCCGAGUUUCUGUUAAUGGACAGUAACGCCACGGCUCUGGCGGGGCCCAGCGCCUUUCAGAUCCCGUACCUCAUCAGGCAGAAGAUCUGCAGCAGCCUGGAUGCCCCCUGUCCCAACGGAGCCGACUGGAGAAUGCUAGCACAAAGACUUAAACUCGAGAGACACAUGAGUUUCUUUGCAUCCAAAGCGAGCCCGACCUCUGUGAUCCUGGACCUAUGGGAGGCGCAACAUUUCCACAGCGGCAACAUCAACCAGCUGGCCACGGUCAUGGCUGACAUUGGCAAACAGGAAGCCAUGAUAUUCCUGGUCUCUGAUGGCGAGUGCUAACCUAGAAAAGAGGGACAGACUGGUGCAGAGGAAAAGUACAGAACACAAUACAUUCUGUGUCACACACAUGCACACA